Messenger RNA from Linum tenue, 991 nucleotides. Lineage: Eukaryota; Viridiplantae; Streptophyta; Magnoliopsida; Malpighiales; Linaceae. The record is from the annotation of a GenBank genome assembly.
CGUCCGCCGCUGCUUCUUCUAAAGGCCAAAUAUCUCUCACCAUUCUCCUGUUAGAAAAAUCAAACGGAAAGGUAAGCCGAGAAAGGAGAGUGAUGGCUGGAAUUAUGAAUAUGGCGUCGCAGGCUGUUUUCGCAUCUCCGUCGGCGGCGAUAAUCCGACCAUCUUCCGCAUCGUCCUCUGCAGUUAAAGCUUCCAUUCCGCUCUCAUUGUUUUCUGCAUCGAAAGCUUCCUCCUCUCCAUUCGCGCCUUCUUUAUCAGCGAAUCUGGCGGCGUUUGAUAAGCCUCGGUUUACGAAAGCCAAGAGCAACUUCCCCAGAGUGACCGCCGCCCCACGUUGUGCUUUGACUCCAGAGCUUAAGACCACGCUGGAUACAGUGAUCACAUCACAUAAAGUCCUUCUCUUUAUGAAGGGAACCAAGGAUUUCCCUCAGUGUGGGUUUUCUAACACCGUGGUGCAGAUACUGAAUUCGUGCAAGGUUCCUUUCGAAACAAUCGACAUACUGGAGAAUGAAUUUCUACGUCAGGGGUUGAAGGAAUACUCCAGCUGGCCAACCUUUCCUCAGCUGUAUAUUGACGGAGAGUUCUUCGGUGGCUGUGAUAUAACUGUUAUGCAUACAAGAGCGGAGAACUGCAGGAAUUGUUAGAAAGGGCUACGUGCGCAUGAGUGUUUUGGUGCUCGAUGAUUUUAAGAUUCUUAGUAAUCCUUCCAUAUUGUCAAGUGGCAGUGGGCUCGGAUGUAAUAAUGACAAUCAACGCAGCUGUUCUUUUUAGCUGUAUAGGGAAACCUCAGUGCACAUUGCUUAUGGAACACAGUCAAGUUCUGUUAUAUGUUUCUUUGCCUUUGCAGUUUCUAGCUAGCACUCAGUUGGAUCCUACUUCAUCAUCAAAGUGAAUAUGAUUUUAUUAUGACAAUACCACUAUGGUGAACCUCUUACACGUUAUUACCGAUCUUAAAGCUCUCUUUUGAAUUCUUACCUACUAAUACUAUGGC